ACUCCCGGUGCAAUCAUAACAAUCAAAUCGCCUCGAACUGUCCAACAGUCAAGGGCUCGUCUGCCUGUAUCAAUUCAGCCAGAGUCAGCUAGAGAUAUACCCGAAUGACGUUACGCGAAAAAGUCCCCGAGAUGAUCCAGCGCAAGUACUCGGUGUCGCACUCGGGAAAAUUCAAAUCACGACCCAAAAUUCGUCCAUCACUCAGUGGAGAUCUGUUUCGACCAAGCGUUGAUGGCCAGACACAAAAUGAUUUUGAUAGCAAAAGUGAAUGUGAAAGCUACCCUAGACAGCAGUCUUGUAAGCCGAAUCAAGAUUCUAUUGACAACGGAACUGGCAAAAAAUAUGGUGAAAUAAGACCGAAAGCCGGAUCAACAUCCGAAGCAGGACAUCGAGACGCCCCUGGAGUGAUGCAGCUUCCUGACGAGAGGAGGUAAUACUUAAAGGAGUGUAAUCCAUCCAAUCGUUUCGCUCUCCUAUCCAAUCGAGACUUGAUAUUGAUUGCUGCGAAACGACACAUGUUCCUUAUCUGUGAUGUAAUUUUUUCUACGAUUAACUAUAACACGAUUUCGGGCGUAUUGGUUUAAGUUACCCGUAGAAAAGUUUGUUCUACUAAGUGUUUGCUUUCGGAUAACGAAAGAUUGCAAACAAAACUGCAUUGAUAAGUUGUGCACUUGAGAAGAGCGAUUUUUGUGGAAGAUAUUGCACAGUGACAAUCUGUUGUGAGAUAGACGAAAACACUUGAAUUCAGUGAA
Toxorhynchites rutilus septentrionalis is the source of this 752-nucleotide messenger RNA. RefSeq lists its product as uncharacterized. The coding region runs from base 105 to 434 and encodes 109 amino acids. Lineage: Eukaryota; Metazoa; Arthropoda; Insecta; Diptera; Culicidae. The record is from RefSeq and is a predicted model, not a curated record. The transcript has 2 exons.